Molecule: messenger RNA, 8380 nt
Organism: Octopus bimaculoides (California two-spot octopus)
Lineage: Eukaryota; Metazoa; Mollusca; Cephalopoda; Octopoda; Octopodidae
Biological process (GO): regulation of transcription by RNA polymerase II
Molecular function (GO): DNA-binding transcription factor activity, RNA polymerase II-specific; RNA polymerase II cis-regulatory region sequence-specific DNA binding
Source: RefSeq, a predicted model, not a curated record
UGUACCUCAAACGAAAGAUCUUGCAAAUUUAGUGUAUAAAAUAUAUUCCUACAACCGAGUUCUGACAAAUGAAUUAAGUCCAAAAUUAGCUGCAGUAAUAACUUUGUCAUUUACUCUCUCACCAUGUCUCUUUCUAUCGUUCUAGUUCUCUCUCUCUCUCAUAAAUACAGUCUUUAUCUCUCUUUCACACUCUCUCUAUAUCUCUAUCUUCCUCUCUCUCUCUUAUAAAUAUGCACACUCUUUUUCUCUCUCGCUACGUCCGUAUGUCUCUUUCUAUCUGUCCCUCUCAUAAAUAUACACACACUCUCUAUCGUUCUCUCUCUUUCUCCAUGUAUAUAUGAUAGCUAUUUCCCGGCACUUCAUGAACGAUUCCAUUAACUCGUAGCUUCGUGGUGCUAUCCUAUCUAAAUCUCUUGUUAACCCCAUACCAAAUGCUAUCAUCUUUUGUGCUAACUGAACAGUCCAUUACAACCUCUUGAAGAGUUUCCACCAGAAAGUCUGCUUCCAGCCAUUUGUUGAGGUUGCAGAGUUUUCAACCAACACAACAUUCAUCAAUCACACCAGCAUUUCCUCUUAUGCAAAUAGCUAUUUUGUGUCAUUUAGGAAGAAUCCUGUUUGCAACAAGCAUUCAAAUUGUCCAAAGAAAAUAUACCUAUAUCACAUUUGUUCUACAAUUUGUAAACAGAAGUCUGUGAUAUCUGAGACCAGCAACAGAACUGUAAUAGUUUAACUCACAUUUAUCAGUUUUUCAAAACUUCCUCAAGAAUUAAUAUGGAGAACGUUAAUCACUUGGACACUCCAAACAAUGUUUUUAAUGACAGAGAUACAGAGACAGGCAGAGAUGAGAAAGCUGUACAUAGUGAAACAUUUAUCAAACAAGAGCCAUUGUACAGGGAUGUUCCUGAAUUUAGCUGUGAGAUUUGUAAGGAAACUUUUCCUUCAGAACAAGAAGUUUUAACACACAAAGAAAUGCAUUCUGGAGAAAAACAGUUUCAGUGUGGAAUAUGUGAGAAAUCUUUCAGUCAAAAUUCUCAUCUUGCUAUCCACAUACGUAGUCACACCAAAGGAAAACCAUUUAACUGCCAAAUCUGUGAGAAAUCCUUCAGUAGUAGGUCUCAUCUUGCAGCUCAUGUGCGAAUACAUACUGGAGCGAAAUCAUUUUACUGUGAUAUAUGUGGCAAAUCGUUUAUCACUAACAGUCACUUGAAAAGACAUAAACAAAUACAUGGAGGAGAUAAACUGCAUCAAUGUGAAGUGUGUGGGAAGACGUAUAUUGAUUAUUCACAAUUGAUAAUUCACACACGUAGUCACACUGAAGAAAAGCUGUAUCAUUGUAAUAUAUGUAACAAAUCUUUUGAUAAAAAGAGUAAUUUAACAGAGCAUGAAAGAAUUCACACUGGAGAAAAGCCAUUUCACUGCGAAAUAUGUGGGAAAUCCUUCACUGAUAAUCCUAAACUUGUCGCUCACAAAAAAAUCCACUCGGGUGAAAAACCAUUUCACUGUCAAAUCUGUGAGAAAUCCUUCAGUAAUAGGUCUUAUCUUGCAGUUCAUGUGCAAAUACAUACAGGAGAGAAACCAUUUUACUGUGAUAUAUGUGGCAAAUCGUUUAUCACUAACAGUCACUUGAAAAGACAUAAGCAGAUACAUGGAGAAAAUAAACUGCAUCAAUGUGAAAUGUGUGGGAGGAAAUAUAUUGAUUAUUCACAGUUGAUAAUUCACAGGCGUAGACACAAUGGAGAAAAGCCCUAUCAUUGUGAAAUAUGUGAGAAAUCUUUUGGUAAAAAGAGUAAUUUAACAGAACAUGUAAGAAUUCAUACAGGAGAAAGCCCAUUUCACUGUGAAAUUUGUGGGAAAUCUUUUACCAAAAAUUCACAUCUUGUAGUUCACGAAAGAAUCCACACUGGAGAAAAACCUUAUCAGUGUGAAAUCUGUGGGAAGGCUUUUGUCUCUAAAAGUGAUCUAAACAGACAUAAAAAGAUUCAUACAAGACAGAAGACAUAUAAAUGUGAUAUAUGUGAUGAAUAUUUUGUCUGUAAUCGUUAUUUAACAAAUCACAAAAGAAUACACGCUGGAGAAAGCAUCUUUCAUUGUGAAAUAUGUGAGAAAUCAUUUAUCACUGAGAGUCUUUUAAAAAAACAUAAACAAAUACAUUCUGAAGGGAAAUCUGCUGAAGAGGAGACUUGAAAAAUUGUUCUGUUUAUCUUUUACUGGCUUCAGUUAUUAGACAGCAGCCAUGCUGGAGCAACACCUUCAAGAAUCUUAGUCGAACAAAUUGACCUCAGUACUUUUUUUUUUUUGUUAACCAUGGUACUAAUUAUGUUGGUCUCUUUUUGCUGAACCACUAAGUUAUGGGGAUAUGUACACACCAACACCAAUUUUCAAGCAGUGGUGAUGGGACAGACACAAAGACACAUACAAAUAUAUAUAUAUAUAUAUAUAUCCAAAAAUGAUUUCAAAGGGAUAUGUAAUCCAGGCAGUUACCAUGUUUCCUCUUAAAUCGGUUUUGUAUGCUGGCUAACCACAGUGAAUGUUGUUGAUACCCAAAUUAGCAAUAAGUUGCUAGACUCUGGUAAUUUUUCUCACUUGGUAAAUCCAAGUCUUCUAUCCAGUACUGCAUAGUUUCCAUAGAGUAAGUAAUAGUAUUAAUAAUGAUCAGGGGAAUGAAGAUUUGCCACAUCUAUAAUUUUAUUAAACAGUUAUUUACAGCAUUCUUUUGUGGACCUACAUGCAUUUCGACUGCACACUGUUAGAUGUGCAUCCUGGGCGUUAUUGUCAGUAUAGUUUUAUCAGAGCCCAUUGUUUACUGCCAUUCAACGUUAAGCUGGCAUGAGAAACAUGGAUUGGUGCUGGACUGAUAGACAGCCUUGGGACUUUGGUUUGCACUGGCACUCCCUUAGGUUGGCCCCAGAUGGUGGCCUGAGUGUUCCUAUAGCAUCUUGGUAGGUGCAAUCCUGGUUGAAUGGCCUUCAUUCCUGAGGAAACUACGAAUACAAAAAUGAGUCUGCAGCAAAUCCACAAUACCAUACAGCUGUCAGGCACUGUAAAACCAGUGGCUCUGGGGAUAAGGAAGGGUCUCCAUGUCAGCCCCAAUCAUGCCAAGGUGAAGAACGACCAACUUACUCCUGAUCAGGGAAUAACGGAUCCUGACACCAGUGUCCCAUCGUCGCUGAUCCUACAUAAGGGACAGGCCGGGCCAUUUUGUUCUCGAUUAUGAUUCCCAUUCUCUAGUUCUUCAGGGUAAUCAACUCCCUGACAAUCUUGCUGUGGAUCCUUUUGCUGAUAUCAGGCUCCCCACGCAUGUCCCCUCCUCACUGAAUGAGGACAGUGUGCCCACUGGCGAUCCUUCAGGAAGUGAUGUGACCCUCAGCCCAUCAAUGGACAACUUCACCCUCGAGAUUCCAUGCAUAUUGAUCUUGUUGCUAUGCCCACUCUGCCCUCAACACCUCUUAAGUCCCAUUGCCUAGAGUCUCCACUUAAUGGACAGGCACAAUAAGAAGCCUGUUUAUCGAUGCAGCCUGUGUAGCAGAGAAAGCAGCCACUUACACUCAAUUAGGUGCCACAUCGCCAAGUGCAGGGGCAGCACUGAUUUUGAAGAUCCCAACACCCCACACUUACCAUGUCCCUGUGAAGUAUGCAAUUAGACUAUUGCAGCACAAGCAUUACCAGUAUCCUGUGCAGUUGAACUGGCACAAAAGAGAGGGAAUCAUGCUAGACUUGCAAGGGCUAUUGGGCAAGCCCCCCAGAGGUUGUUGGAUGGAAGAGGAAGUCAAUCCUCCUCGAGAAGGAGAAGGAACUGCUGGAGGCUGAGUGCAAAAGUGUCAAUGUGGCCAUCACCCCCUUUCUGCCUAAUAAAGCCAUCAUACAGAUCAGAUCUAAAAGAACUGACCUGGUACACUGAAAGCAUAAGAGACAGUGUCCACUACCACCAGUACCAUGACCAUUGCCACCUGAUUCAAGCCACGAUGCAUAGGAAUCCAUUCGAUGCCAGGAAUGCAUACAAACACCGACAUGUGAAGCUCCAUCAAUACGUGCGAUUUCAGAACUUCGAAUGGCAGUAAACAAUGGGCUCUAAUGAUACUGCACUGACCAUAACACCAGGAAAUGCAUCUAACAGUGUGCAGUUGAAAUGCGUGUAGGUCCACAAAAGUAUGCUGUAAAUAAUAUAAGAAAAACUAAUAUUAGAUUAUCCUGUAAACCCAAGAUUAAUAAAAAUCAAUUCACAAUUAUAAUUAUCCCCAUAGUGAUAAAAGCACAAUUAAUAAACAUAAUGAUAUGAAUAAUCAAAUUAUUACCUCCAAUACCAACACCACUGUUUAUCCAUAUAAUGCUCUGAAUAAUAAUAUGAAACCACAUACUCAUUUCAUCAACUCUAACAAAUCUAAAAGGGAUUACAACAUACCUAUAAAUAACAGUCACCCUGAAAAAUGUAAUAAAAUUUGGUUAAUUAUUUCACAUGCAAUGCAAAUUAAAAAUAACAUUGUUAAAUCUAUAUUUAAGGUCAUAGAUGUGGAAAAUCUCCUUUCUCCUGAUUAUUAUUAAUUAAUUAUAUAAUUUCAGUCUGCUAUAAUGAAUUCAUAACCUCAUAUAAAACAUCCAAGAAUAUAUUUUUGUUUUUUCCCCCUAUGAAGAUAUGCUCAGGUCAUAUGAAUAUAAAUUUGAUAUUUACUGAAACAGCUGUAAGUGAAGAUGAUUAAUUUGCUGUUAAUAAUAAACAAUUAUUAACUUCCCAAUCUCCAUUUUCUUUUCUUCUUUUAUAUGAAUAGAGACAAUAUGUUUUUAUAUAUAUAUAUAUAUAUAUAUACACCUAUUAUUUUAAGAAAAUUAAUUCCUCAAAAAUACUAAGUAUUGGACCAGUAUUUCCUUGAAUGAAACCAUCUCUUCACAAGGUUAACAACCGCUAAUUGAAUUUAAUAAUUAACUUUUAUUUAUUGCUCUAGUAAUAUAUAUAUAUAUAUAUAUAUAAAAGGUCUAUACUGGUGGCAAAAUGGAGAUAAUUAAAACUGAUACAUCUUUAAAAGAUAUGUCUAUAUCACCUAAGAAUGUUUAUAUGAAGGAGCUAAUAUCAAAAACCAAUGAAUUCAUCCGCAGACUCAGAUGGCGAGCCUUGUACUUUGAUGAUAAACAAGAUACACAAAAUAUAAACCCCAAUAGUAAAAUGGAGAAAAUAUCUAGAAACUUCAAAACCAAGAAAACCCUGUAACCACCUUGAUCAUUUGAACAAGAACUUUGGACCACCAUCAAAAAUACUAAGUUUAUCAAACACCCACUUAGAAGAAAUACACACCAAAGAAAACUCAAGGAUUUAUUACAAAACCUAAAAUCCAAGGACGGAAUUAUUGUGCAUUCAGAUAAAACUAAUAAUGUAUAUAACCUUAGCAUAGGUACAUAUGACCUACUAGAAAAUGAAAUCACAAAGAAAUGCAAAAUAGUAAACAAAAAUGUGCUUAGAACCAUUAAUUUAGAUGCAAAAGAAAUCGUGUCUGAAUAUCGCAUUGAUGAUAAAACUGAACCAUUCAUACCUACCAGACCUCAGAUAACACUAAAAGGUCAUAAAGACAACUUCCAAACCAACUCUAAAGUUUGAUUAAUAUGCCCUGGUAAGUCCGACCUAGGUAGAUUAAGCAAAAUAAUGCUAGAUAAAUAUGUACCCAUACUUAGAAAUAAAACAUCUGUUGAACUAUGGUCUAACACUCAAGAUGUUAACUGGUUUAAUGAAAUUCCAAACAAGGAUAAACAAAUUCUUACAAAUAGACAUUUCCAAUUAUUUCUCUGUCAACCCUAUCGUACUAAACAGUCCCCUUUUUGUAAAAAAAAUAUACUAACCUUAGUAUGAAUGAAAUUAAUGUUAUCCUAAUGGCUCAUAAAUCUAUAAUCAAUUUUGUCAAAUUUUGGGCUAGAAAAGACACUCCUAAUUGUUUUGACAUUACAAUGUGUGCCAUGGAUUCCACCCAAUUGACAUCUUGUUGGAAUCGAUCUUCUUUUUGGCCUGCAUGAUGAAUUUUCAGAAAUUAGGGGUGGAUUAUAUAGGGAUGAUGCACUUUUCACUAUAGAAAAUGCAUCUAACAGGAAAUUAGAGUUACUCAAAAGAUUUUACAAAUUUUUCAAAAAGCACAGACUUUCUAUCUCUAUUGAGAAGGAUAAUAAUUCAGUUACUUUAAUCUAACAACCUGAUUGCAUGAACCUUUCCACAAAUUAAAUUCUAAUUUAAGCUACAUUAACUUCCAAAGUAAUCAUCCAAGAUAAUUAAAAAUGCAUUAUCUUCCAACAUUGGUAAGAAACUAACCUAUUUAUCUUCUAAUGAAGAAAUAUUUAAUAGAUGUGGAAAUAGAGAUAAAAUAAAGUCUCGAUCAAACAGCAAAUAUAAGUAAAAGUAAACAUAUAACUAGUAAUCCACAUACUUAUAAACCAGCAAUUGAUAAUGAGAACAAACCCAAAAUUAAUUCAAAGCAACUUCACAAUAGCAAACAUAACAUAAGAAAAACUGAUAUCAAAAUUAUCUUAACUCAAGAUUAAUGAAAAACAGUCAAUUAUAAUUAUCUCCACUGUGAUAAAAGCACAAUUAAUAAACAUAAUGAUAUGAAUAAUCAAAUUAUUACCUCUGAUACCAACACCACUGCUGAUCCAUAUAAUGCUCUGAAUAAUAUGAAACCACAUACUUAUUUCAUCAACUCUAACAACUCUAACAUACCUAUAAAUAACAAGCACCCUGAAAAAUCUAAUAAAAUUUGGUUAAUUAUUUCACAUGCAAUGCAAAUUAAAAAUAAUUGUUAAAUCUAUAUUUAAGGCCAUUCAUAAAUAUUUUAACGCUGAUAAUAGAUAUAAUGAAAUCAUAAACCACAAAACCAUCAGGAUUGGUUUUAGCCUAACUACUGACUUAUUUACAAUUUUAUCAUCAGUUAACAACAGAAAAUUAAAUGAAUUCUACACCAAUAGAAAUACCCUUCUACUAAUUCUCCUAAACUUAAACUAUAUCUCCCAAACUCCACCAACUCUAAUAAUAAUGGCCACAUAAUUCCUAAUGUGGGAAGUGUAAUAACCCAUAUUAACUUCAUUAAUAUCAAUUUUUCUAAUAAUACACACAUAAUAACAUUUAUGAAAAUUGUGACUGUAGAGAUGGAACUAAUUGUAAAUUUAAGAAGUCAUGUAAGGAAGAAAUGUAGUCUAUCACUGCACAGUUGAAGCUCUGGGGAAAAAACAUUUUUACAUAGGGUCCACCAAGAAUAAAGUAAAGACUUGUGUGUCUAACCGUCUCCAAUCCUUUAAAAUAAACAGAAAAUUAAACUCCACCAGAUUCAGUAAAUUUAUGUGGGAGUUAAAAGAUAUUGAAUUUGAAAUUAAAUGGGAUGUCAUUGCUUCAGCAAUGGCUUGUAAAAUCAAUUACAAGAAAUGUAAUCUAUGCAUCACAGAGGCCUUCCAUAUUCUCAGAAUGCCCUGAAAAGAGAAAAAUAUUUCUUGUAUUCAUACAGGAAAAUGUGUUCUCUAAAUUUAAGUAAUUAACAAAUAUAUGAUUAAACUAUCAAAUAGUAUAACUAUACUAUAUAAUAUAAUGUAAUAUAUAACAUAAAUAACUGUUUGACAUUAAAAUGUGCCUCUCACUGAAAAAUUUGUACAAUUCCUUUAAUUCUUCAACUCCACUAAUAUAAUUCCCUUCCUCCCAAACUUUUACUUAACUAUACUACUAAUAAUAACAAUGACUAUAACCAUUACAUCUAAAAUUAUUAUUGCACCCAUUGCCUCACAUAAAUAACCACCUUUACAUAUUCUUAGUAACCAUUUACUAACAUUUGAACAUACACACUUGGUAACAUUUAAUAACUGUCUGACUAUUGUUUACCUCCUUGCCUUACAUUAAUAACCACAUUUACACACAUUAUCAACAUCUUAAUACCUUUUAAACUACUUAUUCAGAAGUGGUUGUAAUUUACUUAGUGAAUUUAUUUCUCGAUACGGUUGUACAAAGAGUAAAUGUGUUUGAAAAUUGUGGUUUCUUUGGUUUGUUUGUUCCCCAACAGCAUUUAUUUUAGUGCUGUUGACACUGCCGGAUUCAAUGGUACUGCCCAAGUGUCAAGACCAUAAUGAUAUUCAGGGGACAGCUGAUGAUGGAGGUAUGUUGGUUUGAUGGUAUGGCUGUUUUUGUAUCUGUGGAAUAGUAUUAUAACACAUCCUUUUGAGAUAUAUAUAUAUACACCAAAUGGAACUAUACUCCAAGUACUUUUUCUUCUUUGUUCUUUCUUCUACGCAUCGCUCUCACUUCUUACUACAAAUCUCCUCUUAUAGAUGUAAUAAUCCAUUCUACUAUUACCGUCUCCAAUGAAGGGAUACAUUGGAUUUUCCCUGAAACAGCUGUAAAACUUUAUACAUAAAAUAUAAUUCUACCUUU